CUCUCUCUCUCUCUCUCUCUCUCUCUCUCUCUCUCGAAACUUAUCUGCGUAUAAAUUAGGCCAGAAGAGAGAAGGAAAGGGAAGAAGAAGAAGAAGAAGAAGAAGAAGAAUGGGAGUUUUAUCAAACAAGAUCGGAAGAGAUGAGCUGAAGCCAGGGGAUCACAUCUACUCUUGGAGGCUCGCUUACAUAUACUCUCAUCAUGGGAUAUAUGUUGGCGAUGGAAUGGUGAUCCACUUUACACGUGGAGCAGGUCAGGAGAUAGGGACAGGAACUGUUUUAGACCGAAAAAUUUUCAGCUCUUCCCAUCCUUCGGACAAUCCAUGCCCUAAGUGUGGGGAUCAGUCGAGGCUUGAUGGUGUCAUUCAAUCCUGUAUAGAUUGCUUCCUUUCAGAUGGGGACCUGUACCGCUUUGAAUAUGGUGUCUCACCAGUAAUCUUUCUUGCUAAAGCAAGAGGAGGGACCUGCACCCUUGCUGCUUCUGAUGCACCAGAAGAUGUCCUUCACCGUGCUUCUGUCCUGCUUAAAAAUGGUUUUGGUGGAUAUCAUAUUUUCAAGAACAACUGUGAGGAUUUUGCAAUCUACUGUAAGACAGGUCUUCUCAUAUCCAAGAGCAUCAGUGUUGGUCGAAGUGGGCAGGCAGGAUCCUUAUAUGCCGCUGCCAAAGCUAUUGAUGUUUCUAUUGAUAUUUCUUCUUCAAUUGCCAACUUUAGCUUUCUGACAGCUGCGGGUUGCGGUAUGUAUUGUAUCUACCGGUUUGUUUCUGAUAUUGGAAUACGUCGUGAUGUGACCAAAGUGCCAGUUGAGAGGCUUGUUUCUGGGUCUAGCUUGGAAGUUGCAGCUGAUGUUUCCAAGGAAAAGUAACAUUGUUUACUAGAAGAAAAUUGUGUGGAAUAAAAUAAGUGCUACCUGCUACCUAGUUGAUGGUGUGAUGCUAGUUGCAGAAAAAUAAAUUUUCCUUUGAAUUGCAAUGAUGCCCCGGUAAAAUGUGUAAUAUGAUCUUCACUGUGAAAUGCUUAUUGAGACAUGUAUUCUUCAUUCAUGGAGAAACACUAUAUCUAUUUUUCAGUUUAUGUUUGGUAA
This is a messenger RNA of Hevea brasiliensis (rubber tree), 1081 nucleotides long. Its product is annotated as protein LEAD-SENSITIVE 1. The coding region runs from base 110 to 862 and encodes 250 amino acids. NCBI's taxonomy places the organism in Eukaryota, Viridiplantae, Streptophyta, Magnoliopsida, Malpighiales, Euphorbiaceae. The record is from RefSeq and is a predicted model, not a curated record. The transcript is spliced from 2 exons.